AUGCAUGAGGAAGUGACUAGCCCUUUUACAGAAGUUGCAUCAAAUGCAGUAGCAUUAGCUUCUACCAAUGAAAAAUGCCAAAAACCGCCAAUUACUAAGUGGCUUUUAAGAGCACAAAUGAUUCCUGGCCGACGAUCAGAAGGUCUAACAAUUUAUGAUCCUGUAUGCUCAGAGUUGCAUGAAUUAAAACACGUUCCUAAUUGCAUACAUUGUCAUGCCGUAAGAUUUGAAUAUGAACCUAAGACAUUUUGUUGUGGCAAUGGAAAAGUUAGAGUUGCGCCUAUUGAAAUGCCAGAUGAAAUGUAUGACCUGUUUGUCUCUGAAUCAGAAGAAGCUGUAACCUUUCGCAAGAAUAUCCGUGCGUUGAAUUGCAUAUUCUCUUUCACCUUAUUAGGAGUGAAAUUAGAUAAGGAUCUUGCAUCUGCAAAGCAUGGGGUUUACACUUUUCGAGCACAAGGCAUGGUAUAUCACGAUCUUCCAGGAUUGACUCCAAAUGAAGCUGGCCCUACCAAUUUUCAGUUAUAUUUUGUUGAAACCGAAAAAGAGAUUGAGAAUCGGUUAAAGAUUCUAGAUAAUUCGGAACUAUCUGAACCUAUAAUCAACAAAGUUAUGAAAAUUAUGGAGGUAAAUCCAUAUGCAAGAUUAUUCAGGACAUUAAAGGAUUAUCCUUCUAUGGAUAAUGUUCAACUUCAUAUCUCGAAAGACGUGCGAUUAGACCAGCGUGUUUACAAUUCUCCAACUGCGGAUCAAGUAGCAGCUAUUUGGGUUGAAGGAAAUGAUCCUCAUAUACCAGCUGAACGAGAUAUUGUUGUUCAUGCACGGUCAGGCCAUAAGCAUAGAAUCAAACAUUAUUACGGUUGUUAUGAUCCGAUGCAAUAUCCCCUUCUCUUUCCAAAAGGUGAUACAGGGUGGCACCAAAAUAUACCAAAAAUAGGAGCCCAGACGUCGAAUACUAUAAUCAGUUCAUAUACAGAACAACAAAGAGCAAAUGAGGAAGCUGCUGAAUCGGAAAAUAUAACUUCUUCAUAUGACGUUCUCGCAAGAGAACAACAAGAGUGGGCAGAAAUACAAGAAAAUUUGUACCCUGGUCAAAAGGCUCAGGAUCGACCUGAUUUAACCUCAAGAGUCUUUCGAGCAAAAUUGCAAGAUUUAAAAGAUCAGUUGUUUAAAAAGGAGAUACUUGGAAAAGUGGCUGCACAUGUGCACGUGAUUGAAUUCCAAAAAAGAGGACUUCCACAUGCUCAUAUGUUGAUUAUACUGAAGUCGGAGUAUAAAAUUACCACUCCAGAUACCUAUGAUAGGUUCGUGAGUGCAGAACUUCCAGAUCCAGAAAAACAUCCUGCACUUCAUGCCUUGGUUGUGAAACAUAUGAUGCAUGGACCAUGUGGGUCAAAGAACAAGAGUAAUUCUUGUAUGGUUGAUGAAAAAUGCAAAUAUCAUUAUCCACGACCAUAUUGUGAAAGCACGAUUCAAGGCAAAGAUGGAUAUCCGAUAUAUAAAAGGAGAAGAAAUGGAAUUACUGUCCAAGUUCGCAGAGCUCAUCUAAAUAACCAGUGGGUAGUACCAUAUAACCCAUAUCUUUUGUCCAGAUAUAAUUGUCAUAUAAAUGUUGAGAUAUGUUCUGGAGUGACAGCAGUUAAGUAUCUAUACAAGUAUAUCUACAAAGGGCAUGACAGAGUGGCUGUUAAUAUCUCACAGAAUGAUGAAGAAAAUAAUAUUGAUGAGAUCAAAGAAUAUCAAGAUGCUCGAUGGGUCUCAGCUCAAGAAGCCAUUUGGAGGAUUUACGAAUUCAAUUUGAAUGAAAUAUCUCCACCAGUCAUUGACCUCCAUCUUCAUCUACCUAACCAACAAUGUGUCACUUACUGGGCAAAUCAAAAUUUGAGCAACGUCCUCAAAUGGGACCAUGUGUCUAAGACAAUGCUCACCGAGUAUUUUUCAAUGUGUUCGAGAAGUGAAAAAGCGCGAAAAUACCUUUACAAGGAGUUCCCAGAAUAUUACGUAUGGGACAAGCAAGGUAGAUGUUGGUCUGAAAGAAAGAAAAGAGAUGUGAUAGGGCGUAUACAUGGUGCAAAUCCUAUGGAAGGAGAACGGUAUUAUCUUCGAUUACUAUUGAAUCAUGUAAGAGGUCCAACAUCUUUUCUAGAUCUUUUAACAGUUAAUGGAAUACGAUGUGCUAACUUCAAAGAAGCAUCACAAAAAAGAGGCUUACUAGAGUCUGAUCAAAGUGUUAUUGAAUGUUUAAAUGAAGCCAUCACUUUUCAAAUGCCACAUGAAUUGCGCCGAUUAUUUGCAACCGUCUUGGUAUAUUGUGCUCCAACAGAUGUGAGAGUUCUUUGGGACACAUAUUUUGAAGCAAUGUCAGAGGACUUUAGAAAAGAAAAUGAUACAUCAAAGGAGAGACAAAUUACGAGAACUCUCCAAAGUGUGAAUUAUUUUUUGGAGAGCAUGGGGAAAAAAUUGGAAUCAUAUGAUCUUCCAAGUGCUCCAGUUGAUACUAACCACGUGACUACAAAUCUGUCAAGAGAGAUAGAAGAUGAGUUGUCAAUAGAAAUACCUUCUGAAGAUUACGAGGCCGAGAAAAAACUGAAUAAAGAACAACAAGAUGCCUUCAAAGUAAUCUUAGAAUUCAUACACAAAGGUAAAGCCGGUAUGUUCUUCAUUGAUGGCCCAGGGGGAACUGGAAAAACAUUCUUAUAUCGUGCGUUGUUAGCUCAUUUAAGAUCUAGAAAAAAAAUAGCCAUUGCAACAGCGACAUCUGGAGUUGCCGCUGCAAUAAUGCCUGGCGGAAGAACAGCUCAUUCACGUUUCAAAAUACCAAUCGAUGCAAAUGAGUCCAGUGACUGCAAUAUAUCAAAGCAAAGUGGAGUGGCUAAUCUAUUGCGUACAACAAAAUUAAUUAUAUGGGAUGAAGCUCCAAUGGCAAAAAGAUGGGCUAUUGAGAAUGUUGAUAAGUUAUUCAAGGACAUAAUGGGAAAUGAUGAACAUUUUGGGGGUAAAGUGGUGGUCUUUGGUGGUGAUUUUAGGCAAGUACUACCCGUGGUUCCAAGGGGUACAAUUCACCAAACUAUUUCUGCCAGUUUGGUGAAAUCAAGGCUAUGGCAUAAAAUGAUAAAAUUUUCUUUGUCUAAGAAUAUGAGAGCGCAAAAAGAUCCUGAAUUUGGUGAUUUCUUACUUAGAGUUGGAAAUGGAGAGGAAACCUCUGAUAUUGAGGGUAACAUUAUAAUUCCUGAAGAGAUGGUGGUGACGUAUGACAAUGAAGAGGACUCCAUGGCACGUCUUAUUCAUUCAAUUUUCCCGAGCUUGAGUAGUAAUGCUGAAUCAUCUACUUACAUGACAACUCGAGCGAUAUUAGCAUCUAAAAAUGAGGAAGUUGAUAAAUUGAAUGAUAAGUUAAUUUCUAUGUUUCCGGGAGACGCAAGAACAUUUCAAAGUUUCGAUGAAGCUAUCGAUGAUACAAAUAAUAACUAUGAAGAAGAUUUUCUCAAUUCUUUGACUCCAAAUGGCUUGCCUCCGCAUAAGUUGGUCUUGAAGAGAAAUUGUCCAAUAAUCCUCCUAAGGAAUUUGGACCCAUCAAAUGGACUGUGCAAUGGUACAAGAAUGGUGUGUAGGAAUUUCAAAUCCAAUGUCAUUGAUGCGGAAAUAGUCUUUGGCCAACACGUCGGCAAACAUGUUUUCAUUCCUAGAAUACCACUUUCGCCAGCUGAAAAUGAGGGUUAUCCUUUCAAAUUCAAGCGUAAGCAAUUUCCGAUUAGACUUUGCUUCGCUAUGACAAUCAACAAAGCACAAGGCCAAACAAUUCCUAAUAUAGGAGUCUAUUUGCCUCAACCAGUGUUCUCUCCUGGCCAACUAUAUGUAGCUCUAUCAAGAGGAACUUCAUCAUCGACAACAAAAGUUCUAAUCAAGCCGGAUACCAACAAUGUUCGAGAAAAAAGGGCGACAAAAAAUGUUGUUUACAAAGAAGUUCUAAAUGCAGAUCUCGAAUACCAAUUCGAUGAAACCUUCUAUGUGACUCAAGGGUGGAUGAAUAGUGCAUCUUUCAAAAGCUGCCUGAGAUCAUAA
Molecule: messenger RNA, 4059 nt
Organism: Erythranthe guttata (spotted monkey flower)
Lineage: Eukaryota; Viridiplantae; Streptophyta; Magnoliopsida; Lamiales; Phrymaceae
Source: RefSeq, a predicted model, not a curated record